This is a messenger RNA of Phalacrocorax carbo (great cormorant), 2586 nucleotides long. Lineage: Eukaryota; Metazoa; Chordata; Aves; Suliformes; Phalacrocoracidae. The record is from RefSeq and is a predicted model, not a curated record.
AAUAGUGGAAGUCUGAUUAGUAACUGAGACUUUCUUGGUGCAGGUCUGCUUGGUACUGGUCUUCUUGGCAGUAAAGGUCUCAUCAGCAGGAAAGGUGGAUUGCUUGGCACAGGGCUGUUUGGUGAAAGUGGGCUACUUGGUACCGGCAUCCUUGGCACUGGAAGUCCAAGUGGAGGAAAAAGUGGAGGUACCCUUGAUGAAAGAAAUGAAUCCAGCAGACCUGAAGUUCCUGGCACAGGCCUUCUGCCUGAGCAAGGUCUCGUUGGCAAGAGCCCACUUGAGAGAGGAGAGCUUCUUGGAAAUGAAAACCAGAACAGUAAUGGAGGUAUGGCUGUUGCAGGAGGACAAGCUGACAGCGGUGGUCUGCUCAGCGCAGGCAUCCUUGGUGGGGAAGGCCUUGGCAAUGGUCUCCUUGGCAAUGGUCUCCUUGGUAAUGGCCUCCUUGGCAACAGUCUCCUUGACAGUAAAAGCCUUCUUGGAGAUAAAGAUCUGGUUGGCACAGGGCUGCUUAGAAAAGUUCUUUUAGGCAGUGGAAGUAUACUUGGUCUCGAUGGUCUGCUGGGUGAAGGAGGACUACUGGGUGAAGGAGGACUACUGGGUGAAGGAGGACUGCUGGGUGAAGGAGGUCUGCUGGGUGAAGGAGGACUACUGGGUGAAGGAGGACUGCUGGGUGAAGGAGGACUACUGGGUGAAGGAGGACUGCUGGGUGAAGGAGGACUGCUGGGUGAUGGAGUCCCUCGCAAGUCAACUCACUUAGCCUGGUUGAAGGUGCUGAACCUCGAGAAUGUCCGAGUGUCAUGGAACGUCCUUCACGGGAGCGAGCUCGUGCUGAACUUGUGCUCAAGGCUGGUGCUGCGCUUGCCAGGGAUUUUUAACUUUCUGAGCGGAUCCUCAGUAGAAACGAACAUCACAUCACAUAUCGCACUGACACAAGACACCCCCGGUGACCUCAAGUUAGUUAUUAAGGAUUGCAGCCACCUACUCGGUGGCUUCCGUGUCAACCUGCAGAAGGGCUUCCUCACCAAUCUGGUGAGCCAUUUGCUGAACACUUCUCUUCGGUCUCUUGUACCUGCACUGCUUUGCCCAUUAGUGAAUAUUUGGGUCAGCAUCAUCAAUAUUAAACUACAACUCCUCAACUGUAUAAUCCCCUUUGGACUCCUGGGGAAAAUCCAUUCUGCCCUCUACAGUUUGCCCGUGACAUCUGGGCAGUUCGUGGAGCUGGAUUUGCAGAAUUCCCCAUUCCCAAGCACCUUCAUCAACUGGCUCCUUCAGACCACAGGCAUCAAUCCUGGAAGCAAUCUGUAGCCACAUGGAUGGCAGUGCCGUGGGGUGCCCCCAUGGGCGAUUCCCACUGCUCCGCCCUGAGGAAGAGGAGGGAAGGGAGGAAGGUGACUUGAUACUCAGAGAAUAGGCUUGAAAAUGAACCAACCUAACUAAUCAACCCAAGCAAGAAAAUAUAUUAUUUCUUCUGCAUUACAUUUCAGCCUUAUCAGGCUUUGGUGUCUCCGUCCAGCCUAGGGUUAGUCGUGCCGAUGGUUAUCUGUGCCAAUGGUUAGACAUAUCAAUGAUUAUCUAUGCCAAUGGGAAUCCGUGCCAAUGGUUAUCCAUAGCAAUGGUUAGCCACACCGAUGGCUAGCUGUGCCGAUGGUCAGCCACACCAAUUGUGCUGCUGGCGGCAAAGCCAGAGGCAGGAGCCCCGGGCCAUGCCCACAUGCCCUCCUAACUGGCAUGGCCAUAAGCCAUUCGUUAUGGCAAUCACUGGCAAAGAUACUGACCUGACCUUCCAGUCCUUACUCAUGAACACUCGAGUUGUGCCUGGACUGGGGCUGUGGUUUGGGCCAGGUAAUUGCUCAGCACAGAGGAGACUUUCCUGGUGCUGGACCAAGCCAGCUGAGCCGGUGGCAGUGAUUUGGUCCCUGUGCAGCUGCCCAGUGGGAAUUUUGUGAGUUUGCACCAACUGCACCAAAUUCCCAUGAAGGGAAGAGAGAAAAAGGAGAAACGCUGAUGAAAUGCUUUGUCUUUGCUCUCCUUCUGCUUCUUGAUUAGUUUACCAUUUCAAAAGGAAAUUUUGCUGUUUCCAGUGAUUUCAUAGUGUUAAAAAGAAGGCAAAAAAGGCCUGCAGUCUAAUCCAUACGUGUACUUAGUUGAUUUGUUCCCUAACAGUUAUGCUUUGAACUGAUCAGAGUAAAUGUUAUCCUGUCUUGUAAUCUCCAAGUGGAUUUGGAUGUGUUGCAUUGUGGGUGAGGCGGAUUCACAUCCCUUCUGUUGCUCCUUACAGUAAAAAGGAUUUUUCUUCAUCUGCAUUCAGCACGUGGUUUGGUUUCUUUCCAAAUUGCCAAAGGAUUUUUGCAUUUGCAAGGGUUUUGUUAUUUAUCUCUCCUAUCAGCUACAGGAGUAACUCACAUGCAAAGAAUAUUUAAUAGAUAACUCUGCUGGGAAGGUAGGGAACCAUGAUGAGCUGCAGUCCAAGGGCCCAGUCUAAGCCCUGCCCAGUCCUGAUGGAUCUGUGCCUCUCACAAUUUCAAGUAGCUCCAGAAAUGUGGUCAAUGUGAGAAAUAAAUAUUCCCCUCAUUUGUUUUUAUGCAG